GCGCGUUGGCCAUCUUGUUCGACAGCUCAUUGAAGACAUCGUUUCAGCCCGCACAGAGUUUUAAAUCAUUUGUCGGGUGUUGUCUUGUUCCGAGAGGACGUUUUUUGUUUUUGUUUUCUCGUGUUACUUUUUGAAUAUAAUAUAUGGAUCUCGAAUGUAAUUUGAUGGCGUUUAAGUUGUAAUAUUUCGAUUGUGUGAGCUGCAGUUAGCUUUGCUAGCUACUCUGCUAAUUUCCCACAUAUUGCCGCUCGAGUGAGGUAGCUAUAGCCACAGCUAUGGCAAACAACGCAAUUGUCGGGAAUCAGCAGCAACAGCAGGCCGUGAAUAAACCCGCCUCAGGGAAGCAUGGGAAUGUGUUGCCCCUUUGGGGCAACGAAAAAACAAUGAACUUGAACCCCAUGAUCCUUACGAAUGUGCUUUCAUCUCCGUAUUUCAAGGUUCAGUUGUAUGAACUUAAGACGUACCACGAGGUUGUGGACGAAAUCUACUUCAAGGUCACACAUGUGGAGCCUUGGGAGAAAGGCAGCAGAAAGACCGCAGGCCAGACUGGCAUGUGCGGCGGGGUCCGUGGCGUUGGAACCGGAGGUAUAGUGUCUACGGCCUUCUGCCUGCUGUACAAGCUGUUCACUUUGAAGCUGACCCGCAAGCAGGUGAUGGGCCUGAUCACACACACUGACUCUCCCUACAUCAGGGCUCUUGGCUUCAUGUACAUAAGGUACACCCAGCCACCUCCUGAUCUUGUGGACUGGUUUGACGGUUUCCUUGAUGAUGAGGAGGAGCUGGACGUGAAGGCCGGCGGGGGCUGCGUCAUGACCAUUGGUGAGAUGCUGCGCUCCUUCCUGACCAAGCUGGAGUGGUUCUCCACACUGUUCCCGCGCAUCCCAGUGCCCGUGCAGAAGAUGAUCGACCAGCAGCUCAAAGCGCGGCCCAGGAAGCAGCCAGAGAAGGAGGAGAAGGCCGAGGAACCCGCGGGAGAGUCAGCACGUCAGGGGGAACGGAGGCGCUCAAAGACUCCGAGUCCCAGGGGCUCCCCCAAACGCAGCCGUUCCCGCAGCCACCAGAGAGAGCGCCGUGGCGUCAGCUUCGACCGCGAGCUGGAGCCUUAGCGGGCCAGCGCCAGGAGGGCGAGGGGGCAAGGACCGGUGAUCGGGGACGAGGGGAAAGGAGGAGCGCGACCGGAUCGGGACCGAGACAGGGAGCGGGGAGACCACGAGCGGAGGCGCUCGCGCAGCGCCGAGAGGCGCAACCGGCGGAGCUCCAGCCGGGAACACCGCAAGGAGAAGGAGAAGGAGCGAGAGCGCGACGGGGAGAACGAACGCAGCCGGCGGAAGGAGCGCGAGCACCACCACGAGCGCGACCGAGAGCGGGACCGGGACCGAGAGAAGGACAAGGAGCGGGAGAAGGACAAGGAGCGGGAGCGCUCCAAAGACAAGGGCGGGAGAAGGACAAGGGCGGGAGAAGGACAAGGGCGGGAGAAGGACAAGGGCGGGAGAAGGACAAGGGCGGGAGAAGGACAAGGGCGGGAGAAGGACAAGGGCGGGAGAAGGACAAGGGCGGGAGAAGGACAAGGGCGGGAGAAGGACAAGGGCGGGAGAAGGACAAGGGCGGGAGAAGGACAAGGGCGGGAGAAGGACAAGGGCGGGAGAAGGACAAGGGCGGGAGAAGGACAAGGGCGGGAGAAGGACAAGGGCGGGAGAAGGACAAGGGCGGGAGAAGGACAAGGGCGGGAGAAGGACAAGGGCGGGAGAAGGACAAGGGCGGGAGAAGGACAAGGGCGGGAGAAGGACAAGGGCGGGAGAAGGACAAGGGCGGGAGAAGGACAAGGGCGGGAGAAGGACAAGGGCGGGAGAAGGACAAGGGCGGGAGAAGGACAAGGGCGGGAGAAGGACAAGGGCGGGAGAAGGACAAGGGCGGGAGAAGGACAAGGGCGGGAGAAGGACAAGGGCGGGAGAAGGACAAGGGCGGGAGAAGGACAAGGGCGGGAGAAGGACAAGGGCGGGAGAAGGACAAGGGCGGGAGAAGGACAAGGGCGGGAGAAGGACAAGGGCGGGAGAAGGACAAGGGCGGGAGAAGGACAAGGGCGGGAGAAGGACAAGGGCGGGAGAAGGACAAGGGCGGGAGAAGGACAAGGGCGGGAGAAGGACAAGGGCGGGAGAAGGACAAGGGCGGGAGAAGGACAACAAUCCUCUGAUGUGCUUUGUACAUAA
Molecule: messenger RNA, 2207 nt
Organism: Alosa alosa (allis shad)
Lineage: Eukaryota; Metazoa; Chordata; Actinopteri; Clupeiformes; Clupeidae
Gene: prpf38b
Product: pre-mRNA processing factor 38B
Exons: 6
Cellular component (GO): precatalytic spliceosome
Source: RefSeq, a predicted model, not a curated record